Molecule: messenger RNA, 8574 nt
Organism: Chiloscyllium plagiosum (whitespotted bambooshark)
Lineage: Eukaryota; Metazoa; Chordata; Chondrichthyes; Orectolobiformes; Hemiscylliidae
Gene: fam174b
Product: family with sequence similarity 174 member B
Source: RefSeq, a predicted model, not a curated record
CUAUUUCCGGUCCUCUGUCCCGCAGUUGAUUCUGUUACCAGUCCCGUGCCCCGCAGUCGAUUCUAUUUCCUGUCCGUGUGCCCCGCAGUUGAUUCUAUUUCCUGUCGCUGUGCCCCGCAGAGUCUCGUUGUGGCGUAGCGCUGACUGGACUUGAGAACCGAACAUAGGAGCUGCAGCGGUGGGAGACGCUCAACUUCGCACCGGCCGAGAGAGAGAGAGAAAAGGGAGCGCUCCCUGUGACCGUUGCCGUUGAGGCUAAAGCGGAGUGGGGAAAGCGGAGGCUCCGCCGAUGUGUGGCUGGCGGUUGUGGGUGUUGGCGGCGCUGCUGCCGCUGGCGGCCGCGAUGCUGCCCAAGGCCUUGCGAGGCCCCGGCCCCGGCCCCGGCCCCGGCCCGUCCGACUCACACAACCAGACCGGCUCGCCCGCUUCCCUCAGUAACGGCACGGCCACCGCCAUGGACAGUGUGGUGCCCAUCCUGCGCCACUUCCUCACCCUCAGGAACCUGGUGUUGGCGGCGUCUGCCGGGGCCUUCCUCCUCAUCGUGUGCCUCCUCGCCCGGGUGGUCAGGUCUGGAAGAAAAAUCAAGAAAACGAGAAAGUAUGAUAUCAUUACAACUCCAGCAGAAAAGGUGGAAAUGACACCACUCAAUGAAGAUGAUGACGAUGACGAAGAUGCAACAGUGUUUGAUGUAAAAUACAGCAGGUGAAGAUUUGUAUGAAGUGAGUAUGACAUGGACAGCCAAUCACACUGUAUCAACCACCAGCCACAACAAUCUUCUGGAUGAAAACCGGGUUUGACUUAUCAUCUGCAUAUCAGCUUCUUGCAUCUCACUGAUAGCAACAUUUAAAUGAUCUCCAUCCAGUUUAUCGCAAGAGCAAUAUUCCUGUCUGUUUCCUGUGGACAUUUUAGAAAAGCUUUUUUUUUAAAAAACACUAUGAUGUAAUUGUCUUGAAGUGCAUAAUAUUUUAUUUGUAAGUAUGACAUUGUGUGUUUGUCCUUUGUCCAAAGUAGCUUAUUUAUAUUACAAGAUUUGUGGUGAAGUGGAAUGUAGUUUAGCACUUAAGUGGGAUUUCUGGCUGAAGUUCAGUGUUAAAUCUUUUGUUUUAAUUUAACAUGCACACUGGUUGCUUUGUAAAAUGUCUGAUUUCUUAGCGAUCUCUAAAUUGACCUAAUCUUAAGUGUGACCAGGUAUGCAAGCUCAGAUUGAGCCUUUUCUAUAUUGAACUGUGAGCAUUCCUAGCGAUAUUUGAAACCCAAGUUGAGAUAUUCUUGGGUGGUGGAGCAAAUACAUCUAUUAGUUGAUCAUCAGUACAUGUUUGUAGGAAAAUUUAGUUCUUCAUUGUUAACGUAGUCUAAUCAUAAUGAUCAGUGUUUACGUUGGGUAGGACUAAUCCUGAAGGUUAUCUGAGGAAUUUGUGGUACAGUACAUGCAACUUGUUGGUCAAAUACAUUAACUUGGUCGUACAGGACUCUUGCACAUUAAAAAUGUUGGAGCAAAUUCACUGGCUGAGCUGAAGACAGUCACUAAAAUAUGGGUCAAGUGGUAUUGUGCACUGAAGUAGCAUUGGUGAUUUGUUGGCUGUAACAUGCCAGUUCAAGUCUCCACUCCCAGAAUUAUAUCCAAUCAAUGCUAUUCAAACCACAACCAGGUUAAGCUCCCUAUAAGGAAUACAUUUAAUUACUAUUUACACUAGAAACAAUGCUCAACAAAUCUUUCAGUUUUCUUGUAUUGGGCAAACAUCCUUGAAUCUUAACACUUGAAUUUCAGAAACUAGUUUGUGCAAUUAAAAAUAAGUCCCAGUUGAGACUUUCUCGGUGCAGGCAGGUCUCCUUGAAUAUUCUUCACAGAAACGGAGUUCGUACUAGGCUUCGGUAAUGUUUUGUACCAUAAUACUACUGACACAUUCAUACCUAAGUCAAUAACACUACUGAUAAGUUCAUACGUAAAUCAGUACUUGUGCCAGUGCCCUUCAAUAUUCUAUUAUCUUAGUUCACGUUAAUCACCUAAUAUUGGCGUUCUCAUUGACUGACGUGAGCAGUUCCUCAUCCAAAUUUUCACCACUCUCAAAAGUUCUCUGCAAACCCAGUCCAUGAUGAAAAAUGUGAUCUAAUUAUGGACGUAGCACAGCAAUUUCUCUUGUCAAUGACUGUUUAACUGGUAUUUAAUGAAGGGAGGGAAUAGAACUGCAUCUAUGCAGUCAUUCAUUUCAUGCAUUUAUUGUUAAGUUUAAGUAACACCUUGACAAAGUGGACAUAUUCCAUUUGUUACCAGAAGCCAGAAUCUCAACAGAUAACUUGAUUAUCUUGUGAUGAUGUAAUGAGUUUAAUAUAACCAUAGUGAGAAGCUCAAUAUUGCAAAAGUUAAUACAGGUACACAAUCCUUUAGUCAAAAUCCGAAGCUUUUCUCUGUCAAGUUUUCUUCUGUGCAACAAGGUUGUUUGGCAGUUGAACAGGUGACCCAACUCCACGCCCACUUGACCCACAUCACUCAGAUGUGACAUGGCCCAGCACUGGCAGGUGUCAGUUGUGUCUCAGCGCUCAUACUAGUUACACAUGAGUCUGCUGUUCGGUGAGAUUUUUUAAAAUUUCACUGUGAAAAUGUCAUUUAUUCUGAAAUCUGAAACAUUCCAAAUUCCCAAAAACAACUGGCUCCAAGGAUUUCUGAUAAAGGAUCGUGUACCUGUACUUCCUAAUUUACAAAAGUAACUUCAUAUUGAUUGACACAGAGUAAUUGGGAACUUCUCAAACUUUUUUUCCCUUAAAAGCAAUAUAGGAACAUAACAUUAAAAUUUAAGUACUGUCAAACUGAUUUGUAUUAUAAAUAAGAAUGAAAUGAGACCUCAUCUAUACCUGUUGACUGUUGUCUUAAUCCAAAUGUCCUCAAUAUGAACAACGCAGUCAAGAGAAGAAGGGACCUGCAAUGGUCAUGACAAAAUCAGCUGAUUUACCAUUUCUGCAGAAAGAUACACUCCAACCCCCAGCGCCAUCACAAAUUGUACCCUUUCAAGAUUUUGCAAACUAAUCUGUCACAUCUAUUAAAUUGUUCCACUGUCCAUAAGUAAUAAAGCAGAGGAGCUCUACUCUCAGCCAUGGUUGUGCAUCAAUAGAUGGCUGUUAAAUUUGCACUACAAAUGGAGUGCCACUACAUUAUUUGUUUAUAUGAGUAAUGUCACCAAGUACUUGACAUUCUUGUUGCUAUCAAAUGUUUGUGUAGGUCUUUAGAGCGUGAUCCCCACGCUCUAAAGCCUACCAGUGGAAUUAUAUACAGCAUAGCCACUUGGAUUAGAUGCCAAAGCGUGGGGAUGGGAUUAGAGUCUAUGAUGUCCCUCAUACUUGACCAGUCUCCCAAAGUUUCUGGUCUAGGAAAGAUUUGCAAUAUCUUUCACAAUUUUAAGCCAAUGAGGCCCAUUUUACAAACUACUUUUUGGAAAUGUCACUGUUACGUGGACCCGAUGAAUAGCCCCUUUGCUGACAUACUAAAGGAAAAUGGAUGUCCUUAUUCUCAAACAUAAAUCACCACUAUUACUUCAGGAAUAAAAUUUGAGGAAGGGAAAUAGAAAGAGUUUAACCGGUGUGGCUUAAGAGGUGUUUCAAAAUAUCAGGUUUGAUUUAGUUCAUGUUACAAGGAUGGUUUUGACAUGCCCAACAAUCUUGGAAUCUCUCUUAAGUGGUGUCCUGUUCUUCAUAGCUUAUAAAAUUAACUUGAGCUUACAAAUUUGUACUAAUGAGAAGAUGCAAGUGCACAUGUUUACUGUUACCAGUUAUCAGUUACAGAUUAGACAUACUUAAACCAUUUUUAAGUGCCAUUUUUAUACUGCAUAUUGACAAUCAGACUCACUUAGUAAUGAGUAUUGACAUUUUAGUCAAUGGUCUUUUAUACCACUUGUACAGCCAAUGUUCAAAGAAAAUUUGGGAAUGAACAGGAAUUUGUAUUUGAAGCUGUCUAGUUAGUUUAAUUAUGUCAGUUUAUUUGAUUUUAUUGAAACCUUUUUACUCUACUGGUUUAUGUUGACAUUUUUCCUUUUGUAUGAAAAAUAUAAUACCCACAUUUUAAGCCAACUGUAUUCUCGUUUUGGAAAACUGCAGCAUUGGUUUAGACACUCAGAAAAGUUACUUGAACUUGUUUGUAAUGUAAAUUGUAAUAUUUGUAUUGACUACAUUCUUUGAUCUUAAUACCAAAGUGAAACAAGUCCAUCACUGAUUAAUCAGAUGUUCCCUCUUAGUCUUCAUAAAAGCAGCAUUCUUCAGGAAUGAUUCUUUUUUUUUGAGGUUCAAGACAGUGAAUAAUUGGGGCAGUGGGGUGGAACAAAUUUAAAAAGCAAGUUAAGAUUGGAGUAAGAAAGGAAUUCAACUUUAUCACCCAAGGAAUGGCAGAGUUGUGGGAUAAGUUAGAAAGAGGAAUUUUGAAGCAGAAAACCUAUCUGAAUUUGAAAGGAACAAGUGCAUCCCUGUGUCAUUGAUCUCUGAAAAUAGGUCAUGCUUUCUCCAAGCUUUCAGCAACUGUAUUUGAAGCAUGCUUGCACAAACGUAAAACCCUGCCACCCACCCCAACCAUGGUCAAACAGCAUGUCAAAUUGUCUUAAUUGGAAGGAAUGCAUGGCAAUUUUUGGAAUAUUCACAUGCAGUAGGAAUGGUGAUUUUGCACUAAUAUAAGUGGAGUUUGCAUGCACAUCGUUGCACGAGUAGUUGUAGCACUCAAGAUCACAAAUCAAAUUCGCAGUCCUCCUGAAACACAGCCUUCUGAAAUGAUAAAUAGUUCUUGUGUGUUGGCAAGUUGCGACCUUUUAGUGGAACUGAUUAUUUGAUUUAAAUACUUCUAUUACAUCAAUCACAAACAUUUGACUUUCAGGUUUUUAUUUCAUUAAAAUAUUUCAGCAAUUGCACAGUUUUGAUCGCCGCAUGCAGGUGUGUACAGCAAAUUGUAAAUCAUGAUAUUUUGAUGAUAAGUCAAUGAAUUAGUACCAAUGGAGUGUAAAUGCAAAGACACUUUAUGUUAGAGCAGAGCAGCUUUAUCACAAAUGGCUGUUGGGAGUUGUUAAUCACUAUAUUUGAGAUGAGUAUCUAGUUGCCUUUUCAAGAAAGAUAUUAGUAUCUGGGGGAUAAGCAAGAAGUAAAUUCAAGAAAAUUCAUGAAGCAAGGGCAGGAAUUCAUUGCAAGCCAAAGAUCCUGAAGCCACACAGAUAAUUAAAAUUCUGCAAUUAUUUUAAUGUUUUUCCACGCAUGCAAUGACAAGCAAAAUCUUUCAGUUUUCUUUUACUUCAAAUAGGAAGUUUCUGCAAAAAGAUGUUGUCUUAAUUUCAUCCAUGCUGCUUUCAGGCAUUUGGUCAGUAGCUUCUUGUUCUUGUUUUCAAAAAGAAUAUUCCUUUCCUUUAAAUCUUGUAACGAUAGAAAAUUCCAUUAUUGGAAGUAUGCAUUGUUCAUUCUGAAAAUAUGUAACAUCUAUGUGGCCAAUCUUGAAAAGUUUUAGGUUUUUUUUGUAAAUUUCCUGCAUUAGUGAAACUCAGUUGAUUACAGUGGCUCAGGAUAUUAAACUCAGUGACUUUAAAUUUCAAAAUAUUUACUCAGUUUGAAUAUUUAAUAUAUAAUUUUGUGUAAAUCAGGUUUUGGUUAAGGAUAUCAGAAGAACUUGCAUUUUGAGAGUUUUGAGAUCUUCAAUGCCUACUACGUUUUUAGAGCAAAUUUAACAGCUAUGAAGAAUUGUAGAUUCAAUAAUAGUGAUUCCAUCUGUGAGAGUGUCUGCCCCCAGUAUAUAUUCAGGUCUUAUAGAGGGAUUCAAUCAAAACAUGCAAACUCAUAGACAUGCUUUUAAAUUUACAGCCUCCUUGCUUAAAAUGUAGUUAAAACAAAUAAAUGUAUACUGUGGUAGUGUGCCAAUGUACAGAGGAAGGUUGAUGCUCUAAUGAUCCUGUCCUAUUUUUUGGUUAGCCAGGUGUCAAAGUCAGUAAGUCAUCACCAUACUGGUGUACUUAAGCAUUCUCUUAAUUAUUUUUCACCAACUUACAUAUCCCCUUUAAUAAUCUAAGGGCACCUUUUCAACAGCCAUUUCUGGAAAACAAGUUCCACCCACCCUCUGUAUGAAGCUUUUUCUAACCGCCUGUCUUGUUUUAUUGCCUCAAUGUCAGCCUCCGAUAUAGCUUCCCCAUACCUUAUUACUCCUGACCUUGAAGGUAUCCUAUUUGGAUGCCCUUCACCAUCUCAGCUCAAAUGAAAAAAGCACUUGUUUCACAACACCCUUUGUAAUUGUAAUCUUUCAUAUCUAGUUGUAUGGACUUAAAUAAACUGCUUAAGAACACUGAAGAUAAGACCGACUAAAAACUUCUUGAGCUAUUUGGCCUUGCUUUGAAGAAACUGAGCCAGAAUCUGAUUGAGGUGUCCAUGUAAACAGUGGAUGAAGCAUGCAAGCCAUGGCCUCUUGUUUUAAACUGCCAGAACCUAGAAGUAAUAUCAAAAUUCUUCAGCUCCAUUAAUCAGCAAAUGAGAUCUACUUAUGAAUAUGAUAAAUGAGGCAAUAUCUUUGAAAUAAUUUAAGGAACUGUUGGAGGAAACUAGGUUCCCUCCGGCUGGAUAAUUUGAGAUGCGCCAAAUGGUUCUUCAUGUGCAAGAUAGAUACACUGACAAUCCCUUGAAUAGUUGCCAUGCUAAUCAGUGGGAUUGGCUUAUCCAGCUUCAGUCUAAACUUUUGUGCAGGAAAUGAUUAAGACAACUCAAGGCCAAUAGAUACAACUAACCUGACCCAAUCCACUGAGUCGAUUCCCCUUGCAUUUGUGUGUGUCCUGUACACUCCAGUAUCGCAAAAGCCACUUGAGGGUGAUCAGCUGUCUUUCAGUCCAGGCAGCAAGUCACUGGCCCCACAGACUAAUCAUCCAUUGGCAGGUGUAAAACUAACCUCGGAGACAGCCUUAAAGGUAGAAACACUGCAGCCAACGACACAAUCAGGGAAACGUGAACACCAUGUUUAAAACUAUUAAUGUUUGAUACAAAACUACACCCAGUAAGAGAUACAGGAAAAAUUCAGUAUUUUGUAUUUUGGUUUGUUAGUACAGGCUCAGCAUUUUACAAUUGUCUUCAUUUCGAAUAUAGUACUUUUAUGGUGAGUCCCCAAACAGGAUUCUGUAUGAAAAAAUUAAAACUCUUGCAGUUUGAGUAAAUUGCUGCUUUCACUUUGGCUCCUGCUAUUAAUCGUUACAGUAAUUUUUUUUGCUGUGUUUAUGACUUGCUGCAUGAAUUGAUGACAUUGCACAGUUUACAAAAAAAAAGUUUGAAUCAACUUCUCAGUUCAUCUUCCUCCUGAUCUAGCUUUAUCAUUGCAACCACCCAUCAUCAAUCUUCCUUGAACUGCUUAACCGUUCAGUCAACGACCAUUCCAGAGCAGAGAAGUGGUGCUGAAGUUUUUCAUGAAACAUCUGUAUUGGUGGAAAGACUUAUGUUCUUUGCUGCAUAUUUAGAAGUGUUCAAAUAUCAGAAGAUGGGAGCAAGCUAAUUUUGGAGUAGAACCACACAACAUAAAAGUUUGAAUAUAGAAAGUAAAUGGGUGUUGGAAAAUUUCAAUAUUAUCAACCAUAAAUUUGAAGUAGUCAUUAAAGUCCUAUAGGAAUUCAGGAGAAGCUUUCACUUGGAGGUUGGUUCGAGUAUGAAAUUCACUACUAUAUGGAGUGCUUGAAAUAAUUUCCUUAGAUACACUUAUAGAGAAACUAGAUAAUGAGGAGAGAGGAAUAGAAGAAUAUGCUGAAAAGGUUUGAUGAAAGUACACUGUGCAGCACUGACACAGACCUGUUGAGCCAAAUGGACCAUUUCUCUGCUACUAGUACAAUGUAAAUGCAUGGUUUUUUUUUAUUUUGUGUGUAAGUUGAUCUUGAAAAUUGUUAUUCCUGAGGGCAUAAUCUCCAAAGGUAUGGCCUCCCCUUUGCACAUGGAGGCUUUGCAAAUCUUAAAUCGGAGGUAUGGUACCAACCACUGGUGCACAAUUCUGGAGAUCUCUUAUUUGAGUGAGAAUGAUCUGAGACUAUUAGAUCAACCUAAAGCACUUUGCAUCAACAUUAGGUCUUUUUAAGCAUCAUUUACACUUUGUGUGCUUUCAAGACCUUCAUUAAAACUUGUCUGUUACUUGUGCUGACCAAACAUGUAACACCACUCGAGUUAACCAAGUUCCAGUGAGUUAAGGAAUGUUAACUGCAUAGAGAGGUUUCUCAUCACACUUAAUUCUAAUCAAGGGGUUGAAAGACAGGAAUUUAAAUGUUUUGUGCAGAUAGGAAUUAUUUUAAGCUUUUUACAUGGGCGGCAUUCUGUUUGUUAAUUUCAGUUUGCUUAACACACAAGCUCCAUUGUUCUGUUAAAUAUUGUUGGCCAAUUUUGGUUUAUGUUACACUGGAGAAUUGUUAGCUUAAGUAAGCUUCAAUUAUUUUUGUCUUGUAUGGUUCCUGGCAUGUUUUGGGUGGAUUUUUAACAUUACUGUCUAUUUUAAAAUGAUAUAAAGAUAUAGAAAAUAAACUGGAUUAUUAGAAAGCUGUGAUGCUGUUAUCUGGUUUUUAUCAUUAUCACACUACCUUAAUUAUUAAUAAAUCAUUUACGUAUUUA